Molecule: messenger RNA, 2052 nt
Organism: Nannospalax galili (Upper Galilee mountains blind mole rat)
Lineage: Eukaryota; Metazoa; Chordata; Mammalia; Rodentia; Spalacidae
Gene: Ccn3
Product: cellular communication network factor 3
Exons: 5
Coding region: 218-1111 (297 amino acids)
Biological process (GO): signal transduction; cell adhesion
Cellular component (GO): extracellular matrix; extracellular region
Molecular function (GO): heparin binding; integrin binding
Source: RefSeq, a predicted model, not a curated record
GCCUUGGGGCCAAUCGCCAUGGUAACGGUGGGGUUUCUUCCACCUCCCCACCCAGCCGAUCCCCCUCCUCCCAGCGCGGCAGCCAACCGGCUUGUGAGCGUCCCAGGAGCGCGCUAUAAAACCUGCACCGGUGGCGCUCGCCAGUCAGCCGGACCUGGGCGAAGGCGGCCAGUGCCCAGCUACAGCCUGGGAAGUCUGGUUUUGUGACAGCUUUAGCAUGCGGAGCGUGCAGACGAUGAGCCCCUUCCUGCAGAAGCGAUGCCUCUGCCUAAGCUUCCUGCUCUAUCUCCUGGGCCAAGUCUCUACGACUCAGCGCUGCCCGUCGCCGUGCCCGCGCGAGUGUCCCACGACGCCGCCGACCUGCGCCCCCGGGGUGCGCGCGGUGCUGGACGGCUGCUCCUGCUGUCUUGUGUGCGCCCGCCAGCGCGGAGAAAGCUGCUCCGAGCUGAGACCGUGCGACCAGAGCAGUGGCCUCUACUGCGACCGCAGCGCAGACCCCAGCAACCAGACUGGCAUCUGCAUGGUACUUGAAGGAGACAACUGUGUGUUCGAUGGGGUCAUUUACCGCAGCGGAGAGAAGUUCGAACCAAACUGCCAAUACCACUGCACCUGCAGAGAUGGGCAGAUUGGCUGUGUGCCCCGCUGCCAGCUGGAUGUGCUUUUGCCGGGUCCUGACUGCCCAGCUCCAAGAAAAGUCGCAGUGCCAGGAGAAUGCUGUGAAAAGUGGACCUGUGGCCCAGAUGAGGAGACAUUAGGAGGCUUGGCCCUUCCAGCCUAUAGGCCAGAAGCCACCGUGGGAAUUGAUGUCUCUGACUCCAGUAUCAACUGCAUUGAGCAGACCACAGAGUGGAGUGCAUGCUCCAAGAGCUGUGGAAUGGGUUUGUCCACCCGGGUCACCAACAAGAACCGCCAGUGUGAGAUGGUGAAGCAGACUCGGCUCUGCAUGGUGCGGCCCUGUGAACAAGAGCCCAAGGAACUGACAGACAAGAAAGAAGCUGAACAGAAAACUCCCAAUGCAGAGAUGACAGGGCCCCUCAGCCUCAUCACUUGUAUCCUGGAGGCUGCCAAGGCUCACACAUUCAUAAUUCAGCAGGAAUUCUCAUAUAAGUAAGUAUACCAUGCAUUGAGGCCCAAGGCACCUGAUUAUAACCUCUGAUGACCUUCAAACAUGUUUUAGUGAAGUUUUGAAGAAGAGCGAAAUCCACUACUUUUGUGAGAACUUAGAAUUUUUAAAGACCUGCUCAGAACACAUCCUUGGGUCAUAAUUAUGGAAGCUCACGAACAAGGUAUACAUGUAUACAUAUAUGUGUGUCCAACAGAUCAUGCUCACAAGAUACUAUAAAAUUAAGCCUGUGUAUUCUUCUAAUAUCACCACGUGUGUUCCACUUUUCUCCUUAAAGUAUUUAUAAAAAUAUAAAUUAUACAUUUUGUAAAAUAGUCUUUUUAAUUUCUCUACUUGUCAGACAUGACUUUAGAAAAACACAAUAGUAUCAGUGUGUGACUCUGGUAUUAGUUUUGUGUUAAAAGUUUAAUGUUGUUUACUAAAAAUAAAAAUUUAUGAAUUAAAUAGGACAUCAAUAGCAUCUAUUGAAGGAUAAAUAUUUUGUGGUGUGCUCAGAACUUCUUAUAAGAUGGGUGAAAAAACAUUAUUUACUGUGGUAUGUAAUUUCUACUGCCAAUAUCUCAAACAUUCUCUGCACCAUUUGCUCAAACUAUCAUUUCCAUUCCUGAUUCUCCAGAAGGCCCACCAGACACUCCUAUAUACAAAUUUAAAUUUUCUAUCUGAAGAAGCAAAUUCACUUCUCUCACUCCCUUAUGAAAUUAAAGGGCCACCUAUCCCCAGCCUCAUGGCCCAAGAGAAAUCAGUCUUCUCUUGAUGCCUAUCCAUAUCCAUCAGCUCAUGGAUGCAACCAACCAUGGAUUGAAGAUAUUAGGAAAAACAAGUGUUACAUGUAGCUGAUGUUACAGUGCAGUUGACCUGCAGUGGUUGCAUAGAUACAGAACUUGCAGAUCUUUUAUUAUUGUUCCUUAAACAAUAAAAUAUAACAACUA